CCUAAAUUAGAAUCUGUACAGCAAGACCGUUUCCCUCUGACUCUCACUUUUUUCUACUUCAACCUUGGUUUUCUUGCUCCCUGCUCCACGCAUUCCCUUUACACACGGUACGGCAGUACAGACAACUCUCUAGGCAUCCUUUUACGCACCACAGUGAGCAAGGGCGUGCCACCACGACAAGGACGUGGUCCAGUGACUCCUUGCGGCGGCCACGCUCUUGUAGAUCGUGUCGUCCGUCUUUGUCAAACUCAUUCAGGAGACGGGAAGUGCGCUGUUGAGGAUGACGGACCACAAAGCUGAACGAAGGUCACCGUCGGGUAGCGCUGUAAGCCGUCGGGCUAUACGAGCGGAUUCAUCGAAAGGCGGCAACGACUCCUCCUCACCAUUGCCGUCGCCGGGCUCGUGGCAUGUCGAUAGAGGCAGAUCGCGGGUUCGUCGCCCUUCUAAUCCAUUCUCUGAGGAUAGUCUGCGCAGACGCGGCUAUCACUCGUUGCUCUCAUCGUUCGGCAAGGUCUUCCAUGUCGAAAAACGCUGGAAACUCGUGAGGGAGAUGGGCUCUGGUGCCUAUGGUGUCGUCAUUUCGGCGGCGGAUGAUAUCUCUGGAGAAACGGUAGCUAUCAAGUUGGUCACUCGAGUUUUUGAGAAGAUACAACUAGCGAAACGGGCCCUCCGAGAAAUCACUCUCCUCCGGCAUUUCGCUGGGCACGAGAAUAUCACCGGUCUCAUCGAUGUAGACGCAAUAUCACCCGAUUUUAAUGAGAUCUACUUAUUCAUGGAGCCUAUGGAAGCCGACCUACACCAAAUCAUAAAAUCAGGACAGUCUCUUACCAAUGAACAUGUCCAAUAUUUUCUCUAUCAAAUUCUACGAGGAAUGAAAUUCAUACAUUCUGCAUCGGUUAUUCACCGCGACCUGAAGCCUGGAAACUUACUCGUGAACGCUGACUGUGAACUGAAAAUAUGUGAUUUUGGUUUAAGCAGAGGCUUUGAGUCAAGACCUGACGAAAAUCCGACUCAUUUGACUGAAUAUGUAGCAACUAGAUGGUACAGGGCCCCCGAGAUCAUGCUAGCAUUCAAGCGAUAUAAUACCGCAAUUGAUGUUUGGUCAAUAGGGUGCAUCUUAGCAGAACUUUUAUUGGGAAAACCCUUAUUUAAGGGCAAAGACUACGUUGAUCAACUAAACAAGAUUCUGGAUGUUCUUGGGUCACCCAGCGAGUCCGUCAUCAAGAAGAUAGGAAGCGAUAAGGCUCAAGCAUACGUUCGAUCUUUGCCCGUGAAAAAGACGGUAGCAUUUACGAAAAUCCUACCUUCUGCAGAUCCACAAGCUCUCGAUCUGCUUACGAAAAUGCUAUCAUUUGAUCCUGACGACCGGAUUUCGGUUGUAGAGGCGCUCGAACAUCCGUGGUUAUCCUCGUACCAUGACGUUGCCGAUGAACCAGAAUGCGCGAAAACGUUCGAAAAGUGGCGGCAGAUAGAGGAGCUGGAAACUAUGGAAGAAUAUAGAGCAGCUAUCUGGAAGGAAAUCGAGGAAUAUCGCCACGAAGUUCGUGGUGUCAGUGACCUUUCCGGCGCGCCCAUACGGAGAGUGAGCAUCAGUAGCGGAUCGGGACCUAGGGCCAAGCAGCAUUCAUUGACGAGGGAAGGCAACGAACCAGACGUUAUAAUCGAAUCACCUGGAGAAGGAACAAUCAGCGAAGGAGCGAAAGAAGAGCACGACGAUGCUCUUGUACCUCCACCUCCAAACCACAGGCCUGCAACGCCGUCUGAUCCAUUGAUAUCAUACGCUCGGCGGUCGACUAUCCUAUCACAGCCAUCUCGCCAGGGCUCAACAUAUAAUUCACCUCUUCCAUCUACACAGAAUCUUACUUCUUCGUAUACUGAUGGUAUGAUUACUUCUGAACCGGGACCCCUGCCGCAAGGCAGUAUCGUCUUCCCUACACAAGGCUAUGUGGUUCCGGCGCGUUCACGGACGGGUUCGACAGUAGGCGGGGAAAUGACACGGAGACUGUUGCGCACGCUAUCUACUGUGUCGAUACACGAGAGUUUGGCGGCUGCAGGGGAACAUGCGCCAAUGGGAAAGUACAUAAUGCCGAAGGAGUUUGGGAUCGAAGAGGAGUGCGAGGAUGGAGGUGGAGAGAAGCAAAAGAAGGAGGGUAGGUUUAUCAUAGACUGAUGGACGUUUGAUUUGGUGACGACUCAAGUAAUGUGAACGAUUGGAUACGAAUACCUUGCAAUUACUUGCGUGAAGUUCCAGGAUGCUUGACCUCAAUUCCCUGACGAA
Molecule: messenger RNA, 2278 nt
Organism: Desarmillaria tabescens
Lineage: Eukaryota; Fungi; Basidiomycota; Agaricomycetes; Agaricales; Physalacriaceae
Product: kinase-like protein
Exons: 15
Coding region: 281-2170 (629 amino acids)
Biological process (GO): protein phosphorylation; intracellular signal transduction
Cellular component (GO): cytoplasm; nucleus
Molecular function (GO): ATP binding; MAP kinase activity
Source: RefSeq, a predicted model, not a curated record